ACCAACUUCCGCCGCUGCCAGCUCCCGAGACAUUCUCAGAGGAUUCGCUGGCGUGUCCUCACAGAAUAAUAAUGGCGCCCUCCCCCGGAUUGACCGUGCCGUCAGAAGAAUUUUCUUCAACUUCCCCUCUUCCUCUCAUCCCGCCUGUCCGCUCUCCUUUGAUUCCAUCACAUUAUCCCACCCGAAAAGUGUUCGUUGAUCUCCAAUCCAUCAUCUGAUUAUGUCGGCUCAAGACGCUGUAAAAGUCGGCAUCGACUUUGGCACCGUCACGACUGAGGUCGCCUAUAUCUGGUCCGCCCGCCAUCCCGAGACGCUGAAAGACAUCCAACAAUGGCCUGGUACUCCAGUCCAGACUAGCUGCGUGCCAUCCAUCAUUUCCUUUCAAAAUCGCUCGGUAUCAUGGGGGUAUCAGGUCAAUGGUCGCUCAUUGACCUAUGCAUGGACAAAGUUGCUCUUAGAGAGCAGCACCGGGCGCGAAACAUUCGAUGAUCCUAUUCUACACCAAAUGAGUAAAGCCAGUAUUCUUCGGUCUCCCGAGGUACGCCUGCCAGAAGAAAUCGUGGGUGAGUACCUCAAAAAGCUGAGAACCCACAUACUCAACCACUUGCGCGAUCUCGAACAUUUCCAUGCCUCUCGAGCAAUUGAAUUUAUUUUUACAAUCCCGGCAUCCUGGUCGACGGAGGCGCAAUGCUCAAUGAAGCGAGCCAUCCAGAGGGGAGGAUUUGAAAAUUGUCCGGGUCAGAAAUGGUACACCAUAAGCGAGCCGGCGGCCGCUGCGACGGCAAUCUACAGCCAAGUUCAAGGGGCGCUUCAGCACAAGGACGGGGUGUUGAUUUGUGAUAUCGGAGGGGGCACGGUGGAUAUCGCCGCCGGCCAAAUCACCGAAGUUGACAAUGUGGUUCUGUUUGAGAAACUUGCUACUGAUGUUGGGGCUCGAUGCGGAUCCACGGCAAUAGAUGCUCGAUUUUAUCUUCUAUUGGCCGAGAAGCUCGCGAUCGCGAUCGACCAGCUUCCUUCAAUCUAUUCACCAGCGGGAAGAACCUUGUUGACCUGGUUGGAGGGUAUCAAGUCCCGUUUUACAGGAGAGGAACGAACCGUAGAUCCUAUCCAUAUGCCUCUGAAUCCUCAGAUAAUGGAUCUUGACCUCUACAAUCCGCAAAGGCGCGCCAUCACCCCCCAACCGCAUCACAUAAAGGGGUUAUUUGACCCCGUUGUUGAUCAGAUCUACAAGAUGAUUCUACUUCAAAUCAAUGCGGCCAACAAGGAGUUUGGAAAUCGCAUUGUCAAGAAAGUUGCGAUAACAGGCGGCGGAGGAGCCUCGCCGUAUGUCCGGCGUAGGCUUGAAGACCUUCUGACCAGGACACCGGGCAUGGACAUCGAACCCCUGAUUAUACCUGAUGAGCCGCAAAUGAUCGUUGCGCGAGGGGCCGCUCUACGCGGCCUCAUGGGUGAUGUGACUCCAACCCGCGCGAGUUGGUACCACUAUGCAAUCGCCGCCCGUCAAUAUCUCUGCUGUCCCUACGUAACUCGUGAUCAGAUGAACACCGACUUUUCAGAUCAAAUCCCAUGCCAUGUGAUAUUUGAGAAAAACGUCAGAUACAUGACAGGCCGCCGACCACCUUUAACGGUUCAAAUGUUACACUUCUCCGGAGAGUCGUUCAUUAAAUCCAUGACGGUCUGGAGAUGUGACUCGGACCAUGCGCCAAGCCACGUUGAUGAGCGCCAAAUGCUCGAAAAAGCUACGCUGGUUUGCGAUUUCAGUCAGGUCGGUUACAAUGAGUGUCCGCAAGGACAAUGCAACGGAUGCCCGGUCUUAAUUUUUGAAGUCAAUGUGGAUAUCACUUUUAGUGAGGACAGCGGGGAAGCUACAUUGAAUGCUACUGCAUUCGGAAACUUGGUUGGAAAUACAUCCUUCAAAUUGGAUAGGGAAUGAUUGAGGAAACGUCUUUCUCGUUUCUUUGUCGUCUUUGUCUUCUUCCUUCCUUUUUCUCUGUCUCUAUUUUCCCCCUUUCUCUCUGCUCUUCUCCUUUUUUCUCUCCUUCGUUUCGGGCUUCUCUUUUUCUCUUCUCGUUACACUCAUUGUCUCUCC
Messenger RNA from Aspergillus steynii IBT 23096, 2089 nucleotides. RefSeq names its product Hsp70 family protein. Bases 221 to 1933 code for a protein of 570 amino acids. The transcript has 8 exons. NCBI's taxonomy places the organism in Eukaryota, Fungi, Ascomycota, Eurotiomycetes, Eurotiales, Aspergillaceae. The record is from RefSeq and is a predicted model, not a curated record. Gene Ontology annotation, molecular function: ATP-dependent protein folding chaperone; ATP binding.